GUACGCAGCGCGGGGUUAGGGUUUGGCUAUGUAAUUAUGACCUCCAUCAAAUCACCCGCAGCACCCACAGCAGUAACAAAUGUCCACCAUUCAAUACUUCAACGGGGGACUUGCUUUUCUGAAUUUCCCUACUACUACGUAUGUAGAACAAGAAAUCCUCCCGUUCACGUCUGGUACAUACCCAGCGCUAGUAUCACGUGCAAUGCUUUGUCACGUGCCAUUUGCUUACUCAUUGCUCAGUGAUCUUUACGAGUCCCAUCACCGGCGAGUUUACAAAUAAGUAGCGAAGCUGUUUUCGUUAUUACGCUGUCGUUCGGCCCUCAGGGCAUUCGCAUUCUCUUCUUCCAUCCUAUUCAACACCGAAACACGCUCAAAAUCAUUCAUGGAACCAAUCACAAACGGGACUGUGCCUAGGAGCACCAAGAUGCAUUCCAAAGUUGUGAUCAUCGGUUCAGGUCCAGCUGGUCACACCGCUGCCUUAUACCUCGCAAGGGCUAACCUGAACCCCGUCCUCUUCGAGGGUUUCAUGGCAAAUGGGUUCGCUCCUGGCGGUCAGCUCACCACGACGACGGAAAUCGAGAACUACCCCGGCUUCCCCAACGGAAUCAUGGGUCCAGAACUCAUGGAUAAAUUCCGUGAACAGUCAAUCCGGUUUGGGACACAGGUCAUCACAGAGACGAUAUCCAAGAUCGAUUUGUCCGCGCGACCUUUCCGCUAUUGGCGCGAAGGACAAGAAUCUGAACAACCGGAGACCGCCGACACCGUCAUCAUUGCUACAGGUGCAAGUGCUAAGCGCCUCCACCUCAAGGGUGAAGAAACCUACUGGCAAAGUGGUAUCUCUGCUUGCGCCGUGUGCGAUGGUGCCGUUCCGAUCUUCAGGAACAAGCCACUCGCAGUCAUUGGUGGUGGCGACUCUGCGGUCGAAGAAGCAACGUAUCUCACAAAGUAUGGCUCGCACGUCUACGUACUCGUUCGUCGAGGCGAACUACGUGCUUCGAAGAUCAUGGCUAAGCGCUUGAUGAGCAACCCCAAGAUAACGAUCCUCUGGAAUACUGUCGCACUCGAAUGCCAAGGCGACGGUGAUCUCCUUAACAAUCUUCACAUCAAGAAUGUCCUUAGCGGUGAUGAGAGGGAUCUUCCGGUCAAUGGACUCUUCUAUGCCAUCGGUCACGAACCUGCCACAGCACUCGUACGGAACCAGCUGCAGACGGAUGAGGACGGCUACAUCGUCACUGUCCCUGGUAGUACGCAGACGAGUGUCAAAGGUGUAUUCGCAGCCGGCGAUGUACAGGAUAAGCGGUACAGACAAGCCAUUACUAGUGCUGGAAGCGGGUGUAUGGCUGCGUUGGAGGUUGAACGACUGUUGGCUGAAGAAGAGGCAGACUCUCGAGAGGACGCGUCUGCGUAGGGGUACUCAGAAGUAUACCACCGUAUAUCUAACAGGGCGUGUAGAUGAUAGACUGUAUUGCUU
Pisolithus orientalis is the source of this 1471-nucleotide messenger RNA. RefSeq lists its product as uncharacterized. Bases 383 to 1408 code for a protein of 341 amino acids. Gene Ontology annotation, biological process: removal of superoxide radicals. The transcript has 6 exons. Gene Ontology annotation, cellular component: cytoplasm. Gene Ontology annotation, molecular function: thioredoxin-disulfide reductase (NADPH) activity. The record is from RefSeq and is a predicted model, not a curated record. NCBI's taxonomy places the organism in Eukaryota, Fungi, Basidiomycota, Agaricomycetes, Boletales, Pisolithaceae.